UCAACGUUUUAUCAUUUAUCUAAGCCGAGUUAUAUGCAAAAUAAAAAAAUAUUACACCAGUACGGAUAUGCGAAAUUUGGAAAAAGAAAAAAUGUCACUUUUCUUCUGAUACACUUUUUAUACUUUAAACUACAUUUGAUGGUCAAUGUAAAUAUGCCAAAAGAUGCAGCGCAUUCCGGGCUUUCUUCCUAUAUAUAGGAGGUUAAUAGAUAAAAAAGUAUAUUGACAAAAAACAAAAAAUUCGAAGGGUAUACUUUCAAUGUGCGUGGACUGUAUAUAUAUAUAUUCAAGAAUAAGCGUUCCAUGUAAUACAUGAGAAAUAUUUAAAAUAUCAAUUAAAACAAUGUCAUUUUGAAGUUAUCGAGCAGUUUGUAAUGUUUGUGGAGUAAUUGUAGUUGUGUAAUGUGGAAUUCGGACUGUUUCCUUUAUUUUCAACCAGAUGUCGGGUGAUGAUCCAAGACAUACGAAUGGCAUCCAUAGAGUAGUAAAAUUACUAAUAAAAUAUAUAAACAGUUCAAAUUGACCAGUCGUACCAUACGGUAAGCCAAAUGCAUAAGCGACCGCAAAAGCUUUCAGAGGAAGAUUGAAUAGAAGAAAUAAUGCUGAACAUGACAUCAAUUGUAUAAUCAUUCUUCGAUAUUUUUUCCAUUGUAUUUGUUGACGAAGACGUUGUUUUUGUUUAAUAACACGAAUAAACAAUAAAAUAUUGAAGACACUGAUUAAAAGAGACGGUAAAACACCAUUGAUCAAUGUAUCAUAUAGUAAGAGAAUGUUGUAUGCAAAAAGAAAACAUGGAAAAAGACACCAACCUUGAGUGUAAUCAAAUAUAUUUUCACAAGGUAGAAAGAAAAUACAAAUAGUGUAGAAAAUAAAAGAAUAUAGAACGAUUGUUGUCAAUGGAAUAUAAUGAAUAAAAAUACGUUUCUUUUGAGUGUUUAGCCAUUGAUUGUGAAAUACUAGAAUAUGUCUCUCAAAUGAAGCCCAAGCCAUCAACAUACCAAUUAUAUUGAAGUUAGCUGUACCUACAAACCACCAAACAUAGCAAUUGAGCGGUGUUUGAGGCCAAACAUGGCCUAAACGAAAAAAAGUAAGAAUGUUUGGAAUAUCAAUGGUCUGAGAAAAAAGUCCAACGAUGAGAAGAAUGGUGAAGACAUGAUUAUUCAAACAUUGUCUUAGUGUUCGAUCAAAGCAAAAAUAAUAGAGUAAAACAAGAGAACAGAUAAUAGAUGGAAUUUCAAAAAUAAGAAUAACCCAAAAACGAGCAGCUGAUGAUAGAGAUAUCUCUGACAUUGCAUAUGAUGAGGUGUGACUGUCUUCAGCACCACCAAUGAAACUAUCGUUCGAGAAAUUGGUAGUCAUAAUCUAUUUGUAGAAUGGCGGCGUUCAAAGAAUAUAUUGAAAAACGAUCUAUUAUUUGUACACUAAUAUUUUCCCGAUCUGUAGGUAAUGUGUGCGUUUUAAUAUAUUUGAAAGAGAGAAAUGAAAGAAGAAUAUCAUGCAUUACGCUUGUUACCCAAUAACUCACUGCGUUUCAGAGAAUAAUAAGUUUUGACAUUCUGUUUGAAAUGUAGAGUGAAAUGAUUUUAUUCGUAUUAAUCCAUCAAAUAAAGGUUUCAAUAUCUCGAAAGAUAAAUUAUAUAGCUGGUCAGAUAAGAAUUAUAUGUAGUUUAGAGAAAGAAAAGUUACAAUGACGUUUUCGUAUAAUGCAAACUAAGAUACAAACGUUACACUCUUCUAUUCUUCCCAUAAUUUCAUUCUUUAAAUCUUAUUGAAUCCAAAAAGAUUCUAAUAUGAUAAUUUUUGAAUUUAUCAUAGAUAUCAAAAUCUAGUAUGUAUCAGAGACCGAAACGGGGCGGGUACCCGAGGCGGGGAUCAUUUUUUCUCUGUCGGGGAGGGGCCGGUAAAGAUUUUGACGGGGCAGACUUGGGUAGAGCGAGGCGAGACGGGGAGAUGUUACGGCGGAGACGAAGCGGAGAGGGACCCAGGUUAAAUCCCCGAAAUUUCCCCGUGAGAAAGCUUCACAACAUAAAUAUUCAUAUAUAAACCAAAGAUAGAAUCAAUUCUUUUUGAAUCUAUUUGUCAAUUAACUCGAUAGAGUUUAAAUAGAUUUCCAGACAUGUAAAACUAGAGAAUUAAAAGAGAGAAUAUUUUCAAGUGUAUAUAUAUAUAUAUCAGAAAUAGAUAAAACAUGAAGUAUGACGAACGAGUUGUAAUAAAACUUCUAUAGUUUUAUCUAUUCUUAGUGUAGCUUUAAAAAUUUCUUUUCAGAUUUCGUUUGAUUCGGUUUCAAAGAUUUCAAUUUCAGUUCAAGUCAAAUAUUAGAAAACAUGAAGGUGUGGGUGUGGGUGUGGAUGGGUGUGGGUGAGGGUGUGGAUGUGGGUGAGGGUGUGGGUGUGGGUGUGUGUACUGAAUCUUCUAUGACACACCCACACCAACCCACAUCCACCCACACCCACACCAAAAUCAAUUGUUAAAUUUCCACAUUCAAACAUAUCAUUUAAUCCUUUACAUUAUUUAUCCUUAAUACAUCAAUGUACAUUUCAUAUAUUAACAAAUUCAUGUUCCGUAUUAUGGAAUAAAUCAUAUUUAUUAAAAGAUCAUACAAUUGAAAUAAUUAAUAAUAUAUUAUCAAUAUUUUGUCAUAUAUUACAUGAUGAAUCCGAAAUUGAGAAAAACCUUCAAGAUGAACAACAACAACAGUUAAAUGAAGAACUUAUACAAUCAUCAAUAACAAAUAUGAGUGUUUCAUGUGAACAUGCUAUUGAAAGUUUAUUAAAAACAAAUCAUAAUCUUGAAUUACUUGUUGAUUAUUGCUUUACUCAUCCACAUACUGACACAACAAAAAUAACAAAUAAUCAAACAUUAAUUGAUAAUUUAAAUCAACAAAAAUCUUUAGUAAUUAUUAAAUCAUUAUCAAAAGAAUCUGUUGAUCAGUGUACAAAUAAUAUUAUAUUAAAAAUUCUUGAUAUAUUACCUAAUAUUGUUUAUAAAAUAUGUGAACUUAUUGUAAUAACAAUACAUCGUAAUGAUAAAAAUCUUUUAAAUCAAUACAAUGAACAAUUAAUAUUAAAUUUUUUAAAUGAUCAUCAAAAUUCUAUUUUAUUUAGUCGAACAUUAUUAAUGUCAUUAUUAUUUAAAGAAAUACCAUUUCCAUGUGCACGUAUAACUGAAAAAUUUUCAUUAAUUCAUUAUUUUUCUAUAUUAAUACAUCGCUUACAAAUAAAUGAAGAUACACAUAAUAAACAACCAAUUAUGUUUACAUUUGAUAAACCGAUAAUAAACAAAAAUACAGAUAAAUUAACAUUAAUACUACCAACAUUAUCAAAUACAAAUGAUAAUCAUCAUCAACAAUAUGAACAUGGAAUAUUAUUGAUUGAAUCUUUAUCUGAUGAAAAUGCAUUAAUAUUAAUAAGUGAUUGUGUUAAUUUAAUACGUAUGCCAGUUGAUCCUGAUACUAUACAUGCAUUAUUACGUUUUAUCUUACGUUUAACACGUCAUUAA
Rotaria sp. Silwood1 is the source of this 3501-nucleotide messenger RNA. NCBI's taxonomy places the organism in Eukaryota, Metazoa, Rotifera, Eurotatoria, Philodinida, Philodinidae. The record is from the annotation of a GenBank genome assembly.